AUGGAGUCUCUGGCGGCUGCCGUGAAUAAUCCUGAAACCAUGGCCAUAAUUCACAAGGACAUUGGCUUCUCCGCUGGUCAAACGGGUGACUGCACUUCUGUCUAUAUUGGAAGUCAACCCAAUUCAGUCAUCCACAACAUCACCGUCGAGCAAGAGCCAAGUCACAGCGAGCCUUCUAAUCUCUGGAACACGAUUCGUGCAUGUACACGUGAUGCUUGCUCUGAAUUCUUCGGCACAAUGAUUCUGAUCCUCUUUGGCAAUGGCGUCGUUGCUCAAGUUCUUCUCAGCCACGGUGAGAAGGGUGAUUAUCAGUCCAUCUCGUGGGGUUGGGGCCUAGGAGUGAUGCUCGGCGUAUACGUAAGCGGACAGUCAGGAGGCCACAUCAAUCCGGCCGUGACCUUCGCAAACUGCAUCUACCGUGGCUUUCCCUGGCGCAAAUUUCCCAUCUACCUGAGCGCGCAGAUUCUAGGCGCAAUGUGUGGAGCUGCCAUUGUGUACGGGAACUACAAAUCAGCCAUCGAUCUCUUUGAAGGCGGUGCGUCGAUUCGUACAGUGCCGGGGUACUCGUCGACCGCGACGGCAGGUAUCUUUUGUACCUAUCCGGCUGCAUUCAUGACCAGGACUGGCCAAUUCUUCUCAGAAUUUCUGGCAAGUGCCAUUCUGAUUUUUGUGAUCUUUGCAUUGAAGGAUGACGGCAAUCUGGGAGCGGGUCAGUUGACACCCCUCGCUCUGUUUUUCGUGAUUUUCGGUAUUGGGGCGUGUUUUGGCUGGGAGACCGGGUAUGCGAUAAAUCUUGCGCGGGACUUUGGACCCAGACUCACGUCUUACAUGUUGGGAUACGGAAGCGAGGUUUGGACAGCAGGAAACCAUUACUUCUGGGUCCCAAUGAUAGCUCCGUUUUUCGGGUGUGCAUUUGGAGGAUGGCUGUACGAUGUCUUCUUGUAUACAGGAUUUCAGAGUCCCGUCAACACGCCUUGGCUGGGUCUGAAACGACUAUGGUGUUUCAGUCGCAGACAACCAGUGAAUCUUGACAGCUCUGUUUGA
Molecule: messenger RNA, 1044 nt
Organism: Penicillium diatomitis
Lineage: Eukaryota; Fungi; Ascomycota; Eurotiomycetes; Eurotiales; Aspergillaceae
Product: MIP/aquaporin family protein
Exons: 3
Coding region: 1-1044 (347 amino acids)
Biological process (GO): water transport; glycerol transmembrane transport
Cellular component (GO): plasma membrane
Molecular function (GO): glycerol channel activity; water channel activity
Source: RefSeq, a predicted model, not a curated record